This is a messenger RNA of Odocoileus virginianus texanus, 4746 nucleotides long. The record is from RefSeq and is a predicted model, not a curated record. NCBI's taxonomy places the organism in Eukaryota, Metazoa, Chordata, Mammalia, Artiodactyla, Cervidae.
AUUGUCCAAAGGAUUAAGACUGUGAUAUGAAUGAAUAGUAUUGCUUUUCUGGUUUAAAAAAAAGAAAGCAAGAAUUGAAAAACAAAAACAUGUUAUUUUUGAAAACUUAAAAAAAAAAACAAACACAAAACCACAGAAAGGUAUAAAAAAGAAGACUCACCUAGAAGCUUGUCACUAAACAUUUUAUAUAGUUCCUUCCAGUCCUGCAUGUGCAUAUUGCUCUCUUAAAUUAGUAUUAUGAAGCCAUACAGACUUUUAUCCACUUUUAAAAUUUAAGACAAAGGUCCAGUGAAAUCCUGUGUGUGAAAUGCCAAGCAUGGUGCCUGCCACUGGGUAGAGUUUCAGCCAGUAUGGGUGUCCCUAGACCCCUCUACCUGCACCCCGCCCCCCACACUUACCGCCACUUUGAGAAGCAAAAGCAAGCAGAAGGUGGGUUAGCACACGGGAUUGGAACACUGGCUUCAUGUGACCCUGGGCAUAUUAUUAACCCUUCUGGGCCUCCGGUUCACACCUCUCUGGGUUGUUGUAAGGAGCUAUUGGUCUGCAUUGGUGACUACCUUCUGUGUGAGCACUUUACAUGUAUCACCCCAUUUAAUCCUCAUCGCAUGACUGAAGUUGGUUAAUGCCCAUUGUAUUGACAAGGAAACUGAGGAUCAGGAAGGGAAGUAAGGCCUGGAGAGCACUUGGUCCAGUGCUGGCAGUCAGGAUGUGAUAGCUCCCCAGGGUGGGGGCUCUGCAGUUUACCCCUUGAGGCGAGUCCCCUCUCCCAUCCCGUCCAGCCCCACAAACUGUACUGGAGGGCUGAGGUUUAGUGGUGAAUGGGGUAUUGAAGCCACAGUCAGCCCUUUCCCGCCAUCUGGUGAGGGAGGCGACAUGUUAGACUCGAGAGGAUGUGCUUUAACUGGUCCUGGAUGCGCUUUUGAAGGCUGCGGGGACCAGGCCACCCAGUGUGGGGUUGGUCUUUAUGAAGGCAGGGGAGAAAUUGCCACCUAGAGGCGGCCUUGGUAAUGAGGUCACGGCCCUGGGGUGCACCUCCUGUGAGGAUUAGCACAGUCGGGGUGGCGUUGGCUUCCUUCUGCUGCCCUCCGUAGAGGGUUGCUUGUGGGCACGUGCCAACCCUAGGGCCACUGUGGAGGGAGGGGAAGCCCCCACCUCCGGGGAGGUUGGUCUUGGGCGACCUCCUGCAGAGGAUCCCCAGGCGGUUUGUGGUGAAGAAAGAGCUCAGCCCCUGCUCAGCGCCAGGCCUUUUUUGUGCCGGGCAGGCAUGUGAGGGCGUGUGAGUCCCUCCUGGCGGCUGAGCUGCCCUGAGUAUGUGAAAGGAGAGCUAAGCCUCAGCCCUGGCCACUGAUCCCUGGCCAGCAGCCUCCAACCAGCAUCCGGCAUCUCACCUGUCUCUUCUGUCCUGGGACAGGGCGUGGAAAAGACAGCUCGGCCGGCGGUGACGAGGACUCGGGCGCCCGAAGUGCAGCUCGCCCGGCCCUGGCUCAGUGCCGAGCCCUCAGCGUGGACUGGGCUGGCCCCGGGAGCCCCCACAGGCUCUACCUGACCCUGCAGCAGGCCCUGCGGGACAAGGGGUGCGAGAGCAAGAGUCAGGGGACGAAAGAAGAGAAGGCCCUGAAGAGACAGGCGCCGGCCCCCAGGAGGGACCGGGAGGCCCAGGAAGCUGGUGGCGCCAUGAAUGUAGAGAAAACAGGUGGGCGGCCCUUUGGCAGCGGGAGGUGCUCGAGCCUGUCGGGGUCGCCCGGUGCCGCCCCCGUGGUACAUAGGAUGGUGGAGGCCAUGUCCCAGCUGCGGGAGGAGAAAGCCCAGCUGCAGGAGGAGCUGGUGGCCCUGCGGGAGAGGCUGGCUGUCCGCGACAGUGAGCAGCAAGCCACGUCCACGCAGCUGCAGAACCAGGUGGAACAUCUGAAGGAGAAACUCAUAAGCCAAGCCCAGGAAGUGAGCCGCCUUCGAUCUGAGCUGGGAGGCACUGACUUGGAGAAGCACCGGGACCUGCUGAUGGUGGAGAAUGAGCGACUGAGGCAGGAGAUGCGGCGCUGCGAGGCGGAGCUGCAGGAGCUGAGGGCCAAGCCGGCAGCCCCCUGUACGGGCUGCGAGCACAGCCAGGAGAGCGCCCAGCUCCGUGACAGGCUGUCCCAGCUGCAGCUGGAGGUGGCGGAGAACAAAGGCCUGCUGUCAGAGCUGAACCUGGAGGUGCAGCAGAAGACCGACCGGCUGGCCGAGGUGGAGCUGCGGCUCAAGGACUGCCUGGCCGAGAAGGCGCAGGAGGAGGAGAGGCUCAGCCGGCGCCUGCGAGACAGCCACGAGACCAUCGCCAGUCUGCGCGCCCAGUCACCGCCCAUCAAGUAUGUCAUCAAGACCGUGGAGGUGGAGUCGUCCAAGACCAAGCAGGCCCUCAGCGAGUCGCAGGCCCGGAACCAGCACCUGCAGGAGCAGGUGGCCAUGCAGAGGCAGGUGCUGAAAGAGAUGGAGCAGCAGCUGCAGAGUUCGCACCAGCUGACGGCACAGCUCCGGGCGCAGAUCGCCAUGUACGAGUCGGAGCUGGAGAGGGCCCACGGGCAGAUGCUGGAAGAGAUGCAGUCCCUGGAGGAGGACAAGAACCGGGCCAUCGAGGAGGCCUUCGCCAGAGCCCAGGUGGAAAUGAAGGCGGUACACGAGAACCUGGCAGGCGUCCGGACCAACCUGCUGACGCUGCAGCCAGCACUGCGGACCCUGACCAACGAUUACAAUGGGCUCAAGCGUCAGGUGCGCGGCUUCCCGCUGUUGCUGCAGGAGGCCCUCAAGAGCGUCAAGGCCGAGAUCGGCCAGGCCAUCGAAGAGGUCAACAGCAACAACCAGGAGCUGCUGCGCAAGUACCGGCGGGAGCUGCAGCUGCGUAAAAAGUGCCACAACGAGCUCGUGAGGCUGAAAGGGAACAUCCGGGUGAUUGCCCGUGUCCGGCCAGUCACCAAAGAGGACGGGGAAGGACCGGAGGCGACCAAUGCUGUGACCUUUGAUCCAGACGACGACUCCAUCAUCCACUUGCAGCACAAAGGAAAACCUGUCUCCUUCGAGCUGGACAAGGUCUUCUCCUCACAGGCCUCACAGCAGGACGUGUUCCAGGAGGUGCAGGCCCUCAUCACCUCCUGCAUUGAUGGCUUCAAUGUCUGCAUCUUCGCCUAUGGCCAGACGGGUGCUGGCAAGACAUACACAAUGGAGGGGACCCCUGAGAACCCAGGCAUCAACCAGCGGGCCCUGCGGCUGCUCUUCUCUGAGGUGCAGGAGAAAGCGUCCGACUGGGAGUACACCAUCACCGUCAGUGCCGCGGAGAUCUACAAUGAGGUCCUCAGGGACCUGCUGGGACAGGAGCCCCAGGAGAAACUGGAAAUCCGGCUGUGCCCAGACGGCAGCGGGCAGCUAUACGUGCCCGGGCUGACCGAAUUCCAGGUGCAGAGCGUGGAGGACAUCAACAAGGUGUUCGAGUUCGGCCACACCAACCGCACCACGGAGUUCACCAACCUGAACGAGCACAGCUCGCGCUCGCACGCCCUGCUCAUCGUGACGGUGCGCGGCGUGGACUGCAGCACCGGCCUCCGCACCACGGGGAAGCUGAACCUGGUGGACCUGGCCGGCUCGGAGCGCGUGGGCAAGUCGGGGGCGGAGGGCAGCCGCCUGCGGGAGGCGCAGCACAUCAACAAGUCGCUGUCGGCCCUGGGCGACGUCAUCGCGGCCCUGCGCUCGCGUCAGGGCCACGUGCCCUUCCGCAACUCCAAGCUCACCUACCUGCUGCAGGACUCGCUCAGCGGGGACAGCAAGACCCUCAUGGUGGUGCAGGUGUCCCCUGUGGAGAAGAACACCAGUGAGACGCUCUACUCCCUCAAGUUUGCUGAGAGGGUGCGCUCUGUGGAGCUGGGCCCUGGGUCCCGCAGGACAGAGCUCGGGUCGUGGUCCAGCCAGGAGCACCUAGAGUGGGAGCCAGCUUGCCAGACGCCACAGCCCUCAGCGCGAGCCCAUUCGGCCCCUGGCUCUGGGACCACUAGCCGCCCAGGCUCCAUCAGGAGGAAGCUGCAGCCCUCAGCCUGACGGCUGGGGCUGCAGAGUCUCCAGGGAAGUCCAGGCCGUUGCCCAUGUGAUGGACAUGCCCACCCUGCCGGACCAGGGACCAGUGAGUGGGUCUCCAUGCAUGGCUGACCUGCCCCUGCUGCAGCAUCUGGAGCCCACGAAGCAGAGGCCAGAGUGGAGGCGCCUCUUUGACCCCAUCUCCCCUGAGAAACAUGUUCAGAAGGAAACCCUGUCUCUUGGCUGUGGCUCUGGGUGCAAGUGGCACAGGCUGGAAGGGUGGGCCCAGGCCAUCAGUGUGGGCCCUUGUGGGGAGGGCAAGUGUGUUGUGUGGGAGGGUGGGCCCUCGCCCGGGCUGGCCCAACCCUCCCCAGCCCGCAGGGCCCCUCCAGAAGGCACAGGAACUGUGGGAGCUGGGCGGUUGGUGGGCAGCCCUGUCCUGCUCUUCUCUGGGAGUAGAGCAUCUCGCCAGGUGUGUAUAUAGUGUUCCUAGGUGUACACAGGAGGCCUGCUCCUGCCGCGGGUCGGGCUUUAUUUAUGGCUGGCAGGAGGCCAGUGAGUGGGGAUCUUGCUGCUCCCCUCUUCUGCCUGGCACCAGGCUGUCUCCCUGCUCACUAGCCUCUUGACAUUUUCCUCCCUCUGAAAUCCUAUUUAAGAACUUUUGGAAGCUUAGCCAUUUUUACUUAUUAAAAUAACCUUUUUACACAA